AGCCACAUCAUGUGAUCUGGAGCUGCAGUACAAACUUCCCUUCAGCUAAACAGGACAGCAGCUGCAGACGGCUGUACAACAAAAAACUUAAGAAGGUAAAAUUGAAAACUAUUUUUGCAGAGAUACUUAAAUUUUUGUUUAAAAAUAAAGGUUAAAUUUGUCGUAGAUGUCUCACGUUUGGUUCACCGUGUCGAGACACGGUGCAUAAAGCUAUAUAUUCGUCUGGUUGAGCUCAGCUGUCAACUUUUCAGUAGGCUUAGAUGCUGAUAGAUGUUGGUGAGCUUUAGAAUAUAGGCAAGUUUCAUGUGCAGCUAUCUGAUAACAGAGCCCGAAGAGUAUUUAGGACUGUCUCUGUUUUUGUCCAUGUGUCAAAUUUCAUAUGCUGCGCAUUAAAUUCAUUACUGAAAAGCCUAUCUGAGAAAUUGGUCAUUCCAAUGUGUGGUAGAGUCUAAACUAGCCUAAUCCCAACUGCUUUAGAGUUAAUUUGAUUUUUUUUAAUUAAAUUUUGAAUCACAUGUGAUCAUAAAAAAAGUUUUUUUUAUAGCCAUUGACUAUAUAAAUGCUGCAAUUAAAAUGCAGAAAUAAUAUUUUUAUAAAGGAAAAAUGUCACUUUUUCCACUUAUAGCAGUUUCAUUGAACUGAAAGUGAUCAGCCGAAUUUUAGUCUUGUCUAAAUGAUGAUGUACUCAUCAAUUUUCACUUCUCUAAAAUGUCCCCAUAAACGAGGAUUCACUAAAAUAAAAAAAAUGAAUGGACUUUGGCUCUACUAAUUGAUUAUCCUUUAAGUUUUUUUCUGAAAAUAGUAACGUUUUGAGAUGGCAUAUAUUGUAGCACAUUAUAUCAACAGGUACUGAAUUUUUCUUUCUCUAUUGACGAAAUUCUAGUCACGAAUAUGCUUCAUAACGGGACAUUUUUUCAGUUGAGAUUAAAAAAAGGAUUUGGCAGUUUUGACGGAUUAGUGGCAGGUCCAAAAUUUUAAUAGUAAGGACUGACAGAAGCGAGUAUUUUUUCUUUUAUCCAAUGUUUUCAAGUUUCUAUGUCUUAGUUUUUAAAACUAACAUUUUUUGUAUUCUUUUAUAUACUUAAAUUACUAAAAAUCACUUGUAUUACCUAUUUUAUUUGUAUUUCAUAUGUUUGUAAUUAGCUAAAACGUCCUCCCGUUUGGGUCGAUGGCUGUUGAGGUAGAUGACGUCACGUAAACAUGGCGGCGCACAGAGAGGAGUUGUAGCACAGUAAGUGGAGAAAAUAACGCUUAAAGUCACGCUGUAAGGAUAUAGAUUUGCAAACUCUCACAUGACUUAAUACUGAAAUCUGCUGGACUUGCAGAAACAAGGUAACGCUAUCCUUGUUAACUGUCAAACUGUCAUCGUCCAGAGUCCAGACGCGUCGCCCACUUCCUUGUUUUCCUCUGGAGCAGCUGAGGUCUUUAACUUUCAUUUUGGAUUAAAGGGACACCUGAUAACGUGGAGAAUGCUGCAUUAUUCUUGCGCUCAGUUUUUGGCUCUGUUUUGCUCCUCUGUGCUACGUUUUUUGAGAGUUAAAUGCAUUUUAGCAUUUACAGUGUGCUUAAGUCCUCUUUUCCCGUAUGUCCUUCAGCAGCAAUGAUCACAGUCUAAAGAGCAUAAACAUCCGUAUGGGCAGCAGGCACGAUAAAGGAGCUGAAGAUGGACAGCAAAGUCUCACUGAUCCUCCAUCUGGACACUCCAUCACUCCUGGGGAUCUCCUGGACCAAAAUGCCUCCCCCACACCCAAGUUUGUCUACCUGCUGGCCUUUUUCUCUGCCCUGGGAGGAUUCCUCUUCGGGUAUGACACCGGUGUGGUGUCAGGGGCUAUGCUGCUCCUCAAGAAGGAGAUGAACUUGGACACCCUGUGGCAGGAGCUGCUGGUUUCAAGUACUGUAGGGGCUGCAGCUAUCUCUGCCCUGAGUGGAGGAUUCCUGAAUGGAUGGUUUGGGCGCAGAAUCUGCAUCCUUCUGGCCAGUUUCAUCUUCACUGUCGGUGGUGUCACCAUGGGUGUAGCCCCAAAUAAGGAGGUACUUCUUGUGGGAAGAAUCACAGUUGGUUUGGGCAUAGGUAAGUUGACAUCUGGGAGUUAUGAAAAGGUUUUUUUUAUUACAUAUUUACCCAAGUCAAGCAGAGCGAUAGAGUAUGCAUACAUUGUUUAAAAAAUGAGUAUAAACCAAUCUAAUGACAAUGUAGCGACUGCUUUCCUUCAACAAAAAAGGCCACUGGUGUUUAGGUUCGCUUGCAUCUGUGACUCGUUCAAUUAUCAGUCUAGUUUGAGUGUUAAAAAAGUAAUUUAUUGUUCAAAAAAGGAAAGAAAACAUGCUGAUCCAGGUCCAAAACCUUUGCCUUGAAAUGAAAAAAAGGUGACAUGCUGAAAUGAUGUUAAAACAGGAUGAGUGGAACGGUGAAAAACGGUCAACAGAAAAUUAUCUGAGCUUGCGGCAACCAUUGUCUGACCGGUGAGAUCUAAAUAACCUGCCAAACAUCCCAAAACCACACCCCUCAGUGAUGAUCCCCGUAAGUGGUUCACCUGGAAACUUUCAAACAUAACAUAAUGAGUUUUUUUUAUGCAGAUAAACAGAACCGUGUCAACUGUGUUUAAAUUCCCCAUACUCACAAAGCUUUAUCACUUAUAAUGAAGAAAUUCGUUAUUAAAGCAAUUGAGGACAAGGUGCACACCUUCAUCACUCGAGUCAAAGUUUAGUAAACUUGGUCAAGUGUUCCUUCAUUACAAAAGAAAGUUAUCCAGUCAAAUCAGUACUUUAGGCAAAGGACUGACUACUUUCUUUUAAAUGUUCUGAAGUCACUGCGUAAAAAAAAAAAUCACAGUGCAUGAGCCCAGUUGUGCCUCGACUCUUUUAUUGGAUUUAUUUACAUAAUAUUUACACUUACAUGUUAUAGACUGUCUUAUAUGAGUGACUUUUGUCCUGUGCUUGCCCUGUGUUCAAGUAUGGAGCUAGAUACAGGUCCAUCAACAUAACUUAGACAAACCAUAUGCUAGACUGCAGUAUUUUUUCAAAUAAUACCAUAGACUGUAUAUAGAGUCUAUGGAUAAUACAAGCCAUUAGUGUCUGGCUCCUGCGAACUUGACUUUUGAAUUCAUCCAGUCAGGAAAGCAUCAAACUCUGCAGUGAAGUCAGUCAGCUCUAGUCUCAUAAUGACCUGAUCUGGCUCUGACAUGUAAACUCCAGGUGAUUACACUGAGACCUGUUGAAAACUUUCAAAAUUAAGGACAGAAAAAAAGGCCAUUGGUAAAAAGGGGGACAUUUUUUUAAACUUCCACCCUCAUUACAGAGGUGCCGCCCCCAAAUACCACCAUUUCCAUCAGUUCUAUUCAAAUAUUCUGCUGUAUAUGGAGCUGUCUGAUCUUGGCUCUGAAUUUUAACCUGUGUAGCUGGUUUAUGAAUACAAACUCUGCCUUACCUGUUUUUCUAGCACAUCAUGUGAUAAAGCUCUGAAAGGUUCUCCUGCCACACAAUCUCUUGGUCCCUAUUGAACAUUUGCAGCCUUAUCGUGUUUUAUGUAAUUAUACCCUUAAUUUGUUCCUCAUCAGGCAUCGCCUCCAUGACAGUUCCGGUUUACAUCGCUGAAGUUUCCCCUCCUCACCAGAGAGGCCAGCUCGUCACUGUCAACUCGCUCUUCAUCACUGGUGGUCAGUUUAUAGCCAGUGUGGUUGAUGGAGCUUUCAGCUUCAUGAAACAUGACGGCUGGAGGUAUGCAACAGUUUUUACCUUAUAGCAAACCAACAGAUCACUCAUAGUGUUCAUAGUCUGUCCAUUAUGCAGCUUCAGUUCUUUUACUCCCUACAUACAGUGAAUUAAGGUGCUGCUGAGUCAUGUGAAUGUUUGGAAAACCACCAAUGCAUGAAAUCUCUGGUAAAAACAGACCUAAAGUAUAAAAAUCCACCUUUGUUCUUUGGUUGAUUUCUCAUGUUUCUUGAUUAGUUCCCACAAGAUUAUACAAGAUAUUUAUCUGGUGAAAUCAGCUUCUGUCUAAAACAAACCAAGUGACUCAAAAUUGCGGUUAAACAAUCUCCCUUUUUUUUCCUUCACAUAUUCUUAUCUCCUCCUUUCCUCCAUACGUUAGGUAUAUGUUGGGUUUGUCCGUCGUCCCCGCCAUCCUCCAGUUUGUAGGUUUCUGCUUCCUGCCCGAGAGUCCACGCUGGCUCCUCCAGAAAGGCCAGAGGGAAGAGGCUCGUCAAAUCCUCAGUCAGAUCCGAGGCGACCACGCCGUUGAUGAGGAGUUCGAUACCAUCAAAGCCAGUAUUGAGGAGGAGGAGAGAGAGGCGGGUGGAGGUGACGAAGCUUCAUUGGUGUGACACAAAAGGACAAAUAUUCAAACCCAAAUCAGAAAUAUGAGUAAAAGUUUACGUUUUCAACAGUAUCUUCUGUUUUCGUUUUGUAGAUGGCUUUAUUUUAAUGCGGAUCCUCAACCACGGUCCAACUCGCAGGGCUCUAAUUGUCGGCUGUGGGCUUCAAAUGUUCCAGCAGUUAUCUGGAAUUAACACAGUCAUGUAGGUCCUCAUUUGAUCUCAUUAUGGCUCCCGCAUGGUUAUCUCCUGCAUUCUGAAGUGAUAGCUAAAACGGUGAAUCCAAACCUGACCUAUCUAUUCAAAAUACCUCUGAUUUGGUUUCAGGGAAUGUAAAUUGAUUCCUCUUGUCUUAUCUAGGUACUACAGUGCAACCAUCCUGCAGAUGGGAGGGGUACGAGAUGUGAAACAGGCUAUCUGGUUGGCCGCUGCAACUUCUGCCAGCAACUUUGUGUUCACCAUGCUUGGAGUGUGGCUUGUGGAGCGCGUGGGCCGCAGGAAGCUGACCCUGGGCAGCCUUUUCGGUUUGUAAUUGAAGGCAUUACUUCAUUAAUAAGUGAGCGAUGACUUCUCUUAGCUCUACAUCAAAGGGUCCUAAAGCCCUCUGUGUGUGUGUGUAUGACAUUUCCUCUGAGUCUGUCAGAGCUUUGGGCCGCCCCACUGUCAGAUCUAAAAGUGAGUGAGGGAACUUUUCAGACUUUUUGAGCCCCACAUGCACUCUUCCCAUGAGUGAGCGUAUCUGCAGACUCUGAUCUCCAAGAGAUGAUGCUGGUCAGAGUGCUCUUCUCUGAUUGCUGCUGUCUGCAUCAUUAGCGAAUCAGCACUUCUUCAAAUGCAACAUAUUAGUAUCAUGAUUACCAAAAGAGGAUGACUACAACUCCCAUGAGCCCCCACUACUGUGCAACUCCACUGAACAAUCCUGCUUGUAAAUGACUGAACCAUUUUACAUGACUGUGAUUAUUUUAGGCAGUGAUUUAUAUUUAACAUUCACAACAAAAGAUACGUUUUUAAUUGAGUUAUUUCUGCUCUGUGUUUUGUUUGUUUAUUGAGACCCAAAUUUCUGUUGUAGUUUUUAUUGUGUAAACAAAAGACAAUUGAGUCUUAGAGUUUUCAGUGUCUUAAUUCUCUCCGAUGCAGGUACUGGUCUGAGUCUGACUUUACUGGCGGUCGGGUUCUUACUCGCUGCUCAAAGUUCUUCUCCUGUCACCCUCCACCCGGCCGUCCCUCUGAACUCGACCUGCGGACAUUACGAGUAAGAGAACACACUGAAGCUAAAUAGCAUUUUUUAGAUAAAAAUCACAAACUAAUAAAUAUUUUUAGGUAUUUGUUGUAUUUUUAAACUUUUUAUUUAGUUGUUUUAAAAUGCAUGAACAAAAACAAGAACAUUAUUUAUUUUUUACAACAGCAAGCUAAAUUUAACACAAUAACCAGUCCUUCUUUUCAAGAGACAUAAUUAUUAAUCAAAGCAAAAUACUGGACUUUGACAUAAUCAGGGUCAAUUUAACCUUAAAUUUCACUCCUGUAAUGAUUCUACUGAAGAUCCCUUAGUGUUUUUCUAUGUCUUUGCUCUGCUGCCUUUCCACACACUGAUGUAAAAUCUCAGUAUCUUUAUUGUUAUCACUGCUGACACAGCGGUACACAUACCUGACUCUGUUUCACACUGAAAUCCUCAGUUUGCUUUGUUUGUGCGUGUAUGUUUAGAUAAUGAGAUGCUGUAAAUCCACUUCUGUCCUGCAGGUUUUGCGAGCCCUGCAUGUUGGAUCCAGGUUGUGGAUUUUGUUUUCUGGAGAACGGCACCACAGUGUACGACUCCUCCUGCGUCCCCGUCAAUGAAACGUCCAAAGACCGCGCCGCCUGGGGAAGGUCAGACUCUCACAUGAGACGUUGAGCAGUAUUUGUGGUAUAGAUCCAUAACAGAUAAAGUCCCUAAAACUCAGAAAAAAAGGUGUUUGUAAUUUUAGAGAGGGUUGCUAUUAUCUUUCUUUAAAACAGGUCUUCCACAAGUUAUUCAGACUCGGUGUUUUCAGCUAGAUUUUUAACAACAACUAUCAAUUAAAUCUCCAGAUGCAACUUGUCUUAAAUUCAGGUGUUCCAACCAGACAGAGGAGACUGCCAGUCCGAUUUGGGCCUACAACUACUGUCCCACAUCGUAUUCCUGGGUCAUCCUGAUGGGCCUCAUGCUCUACCUUGCAUUCUUCGCUCCAGGUACAAAAAAAAAAAAAAAUUUUUAAGCAGUCCCCCAAUCAAUCUCAAGCAGGAAGUAUGUCUGUCCACUUUUUUAAAAAUUUAAAAUGUUCAUAACUAAACAAAACUUAAUUAUUACAGUUUUUUUCUGCCUCAAAGAUUUAAGAAGUCGAAAAAGAGGUUUUUAUCAAGAAAAGUUCCCAUGGCAGCAAUAUAGAAUAAUAGUUCCAGCAGGGGAAGCAGCAGUGAUCUGUUCACCUGACUCUAUCUGUGAGUGCUGUUAAAUGACCAGGAGGGGGCAGUAUGACAAACUAAAUGACGUCAAGGGUGGCCACUUUGAUAAAAGAUGUUGGGACAUAGAAAAAAAUCAUUUCAAUGAUAAAGAAAAACCUGUACUUGUCCUUUAUGCUUUUGCGUUAAGCUGCCCAAACCAACAGCUGAUCACGACAAAUAAGGAAUACCUGAUGGAUUUGACCAGAGGAAAGAAAAACACGUGUUAUUUGUGGAAAUGUUAGAUAACGCCUCUUUCUGUGUCAGGAAUGGGCACCAUGCCUUGGACAGUAAACUCCGAGAUCUUCCCACUGUGGGCGCGCAGCACCGGAAACGCCUGUUCAGCCGGGGUCAACUGGAUCUUUAAUGUCCUGGUGUCUCUGACGUUCCUUCAUGUUGCUGAGUUUCUCACCUAUUAUGGUAAGACUUCACCAGGAAGUCUGCUUUCCUUUUUAGAGCAUGAAAUAGAGUGUAAGUUUGGCUACAGUAUUGUCCAAUAUGUGAAUGUCUCCCUCAGGGGCGUUCUUCAUGUACACCGGCCUGGUGGUAUUAGGUAUCGUCUUUGUCUACGGCUGCCUCCCAGAGACCAAGGGCCUGCAGCUGGAGGACAUUGAGAACCUGUUCAUGGGUCCACUCUGCUCCUGUGGAACCUCCUCGCCCAACGAUCACCGCCACGUCCAGUACAUCCGGGUAAAAGGAAACAACUACCUCCCCUCUGACAACGAGGCGUCUGACGUAGAGUAGUCUGGGAACAUUUCUCUCUGCUCUCUGUCCUUUUGGUGUUACGGGGAGGAGAGGGGCUCUCGCUGCCCCCUGGUGGCUGUGGUGAACAUGAACAAAAAAGACUCUUUCCCCUCACUCAGGUGACUUCAUCUCAGCGUUUCUUUGCCUCACCUGGGAGUUUUAUUCUUUUGUGUCUUUUUUCUCCUGUCUUCUGUCAUUCCCUCGUCAUCACAAAACAGGAAUAUUGAACUAAAACAUUCCAGGGUGGAAUUUGGGAGAAGGGGUCAUGUACAGAGCUAAAUGAUUAAUUAAUAAUCCAGCCAGAAAGAUCUUCUACCAUAUUUUUAAAAACAAUCAACAUGAACAAUCGGGAUUGAGUUUUAUUUUCCUAGCUGAAGUUUUCUAUAAACAAGUUUCUAUUUUUGUCUGUGAAUUCUGCUCUCUCUCUCUCUCUCUCUCUCUCUCUCUCUCUCUCUCUCUCUCUCUCUCUCUCUCUCUCUCUCUCUCUCUCUCCAUUUCCUUAUUUUUAACACUAUGAGAUUUUAUAUUUUUAUGUGUAAUGAGGAUUUAUUUUGCAUGAUUGCCUUCUGAACAUUCACUUUUAUAAGGUACUCUAAAAUUGCACAACAAAACUAGUAAAAGCAGCAAGAAUGUGUUUGUAGACAUAAAUUAAAGGGAUAGUCCGCAUCUUUCUUUUCUGUUUUGGAAGUGUGUAUGAGGUACAUAUCAAUACUAAGGGAAUUACCUCUAACAAACUCACUUAAAGAUAAUCAGGACUAUCUCUUUAAUGACCCGUAGUUUUAGAUUCAAGAAGAUUUCACAUUUUUGUGACCAGAUUAGACAUAUCUAAUUCCGGAGUGUUAUAGACUCUGUUCAAACACAUUCCUGUUAAAAAAAACUUCCAUUCAAAGGUUGAAUCUUCAAUCUGGGCUGGUGUGGACUGAUAACUUUAAACGUGGGUUGCUGCUAUAGUGUGAAAGGGUGAAGGUAUUGCACUUUAAAAACCAAAAAAGUGUCUUUGUUUCUUUUUUAAGAUAAAUAUUUUAUAGAUAACUAGAAUAAGUUGCUCAAAUCUACAAUUUUUUAGAACUCUUCAGAAGUCAGAUCAACACAGUACGGAGCGAUGGAGACAGAGAGUGAUAUAUCCUAUAUAUCUGUAAGUACAGCAUCAAGGUGAAAAAUGCACUAAUAUCUCUUCCUGUCAUGCUUCAGUCAUGUUUCAUAUGCAUUCUUUAUUUUUUUAUACAUUUGUCUUCGCAGCUGAAAUGAUGUCGACCCCUGAACAACUUCCUCACAGAGCUUCAUCCGUCUUACUCACUUAACACAGAAUCAACUUUUUUUUGUUGCUCCUUCAAACCCUACAACAGGUUUCUUAUUUAAAGUCUUCUUUUGAUGUGGUCUCGUUUUUAUGCUAUUUAUCGGCAACCUGCAGAAUGUUUUAUUGAGGAACAGUCAGCCUCAUUUGUUGCUUUCAGAAAAGUCUUUGCAGCUUUGAACCUGCUGUGCUAUUGCAGAGGGUAAGCAGGAAACUAGUUAUCGUAUGUGGCCACAAAAAGGAUGCACAGAAUGCUAUUACUCCUGCUUCCUACUGAAAGCCUCUGCAAAUAAUCUUUGAAAUAUUUAUUCUUCUUAGAGCUAUGCAUAGUUUCCUUUUUGACCUUUAUGCAACCUUGCCUUGCAAAUUUGCCAUCCUAAAGACUGACCAAGUCAUGAGGCACAGCUUUUGUUUUUGUUGCUUUUGGAGAACAGGUUUCCUACAGUCAUUAGGGAAUGAGUAAAGUAAAUCUGGGACGAAAAAAAAAAUGUGCAAACAUCAAGAUCUGUGACUCCAUCAUGUAAUCUCAUGAACAGAAUAAUAACAGUGAUAUUUAUUAGCUUCUAAUCACGUUAAUUUUUAUGUGUGUAAUUAUUCACUAUUGUACAAGAAGCGGCACUUUGUAUUGUAAACUGUUCAGAUGUUUUAAAUACUGAUGCUUCUUCAGUAGGACAAUCGCGAUAUUUUUAAAGGUCAGAUUUAUUUUGCCCAACAAGAAAUGAAGUGUGUUCAUUUUAAUUUCAACAAUGUUUUAACAGUUCAAUUCCAUGUAUGACUGAUCAAAUAUGUUCAAUACGUUAUUUAGAAAGUGAAUAUUAACACACUUUAACUGCAAAACUUGAAGAAUUAGUUUUUUUGUAGUGUUGCAGAACUCAGCAGUGAAACAGUAUUUUCAACUAAAACACUCUCAGUUCCCCAAAUAUUCACAACAAUAUGUACAAGGGUUAUGGAGGAAAAGCUGUGAGAAGAAUCAGAGCAAAUAAAAGGUCAAAAAAAGCAUUGGAAUAGUAGUGAUGUUAACUGGAUGAUAGUGUGGUAUUUGGGGAGGUGGGGAGUUGGGGCAUCAUUAACGAAGCUGGUAGCAGAUGGGUAGAAACUGUUCUCAUGGGACUGUGGCCUCAUGCAUGAAGGCAUGAGUCUGGGAAAUCCUUGGUAAUAGAGGUCAGCCACAAUCUUACCUGCACACCUCAGGAUCCUGGGGGCGCACGGGCCUUGAGGAGAUGACGGAUUACGCUCAAUCCUGCUUUCUGCAGAGCUUUUGUCCUUGUCAGUUGCCGCAGUGUGUUAGACUGAAAGAGAAGGUGAGGGGGGACAUAGUGAUGGUGGUGCAGAGGUGCACCAUUAGGUUGAAUUUCUCCAGGAGGUCAUCCUUCACUGUGCUUUUUUUAAUGAUGUUCAGCUUCCUCAUGAGGUCCUGGGUAAUGAUGGUCUCAAGGAUGUGGAGGUGAUUCACAGUGGGAAUAGGCUGGGUACAGAGGGUGAUGGAAAAUAAUCAUAAUCUCAUAUGUCUCAAAUAAACACUCAAGAAUAUA
This is a messenger RNA of Xyrichtys novacula (pearly razorfish), 10337 nucleotides long. The record is from the annotation of a GenBank genome assembly. Lineage: Eukaryota; Metazoa; Chordata; Actinopteri; Labriformes; Labridae.